Messenger RNA from Penaeus chinensis, 807 nucleotides. RefSeq lists its product as uncharacterized. The record is from RefSeq and is a predicted model, not a curated record. The transcript has 2 exons. The coding region runs from base 276 to 719 and encodes 147 amino acids. Lineage: Eukaryota; Metazoa; Arthropoda; Malacostraca; Decapoda; Penaeidae.
CAAAGGGAGGAGGAACAGCGAACAACGACUUUUCCUGAAAAAAUGUCCGGUUUAUCAUUAUUUCUAUGCCAUCAGUAACGCAGUAGAGAAUAUUAACCGACGAGAGAGGUGACCAGACGGAUAAUAUACGAAACUGUAGAAGGAAAAAAAGAACAUAUGGCAAGUCUUCCAAGGUGGACAGCGCGGAGAUGGAAUCACAGGUGGUCAUGAAUGUCACAUGAAGCACCCAAGGUGACAAGAAAUGUAGUCUGUCAAGCAAUUGUAACUAGUGAGUGAUGUCAGGUGCCAUCAUGGAUGACUCAGGUUUGGAAAAGAAAAUGUUUGACAGCACUUGUGAAUUUAUUCCCAUUAAGGAAGAAAAUAUGAGAGACAUUGAUGAAGAGGAUUACCAGGGAGUAAAAGAAGUUGUUGAUGAUAUAGAUCAAGAUGAUACUCUCUAUAUCAAGACUGAAGAAACCAAAAGUCUUGAAAAAAGAUCAGUGGGAGAUUACUCAAAUGAAAAUAUUAUCUAUAUAAAGACUGCUGGAAAGGUAGAUGUAAAACAUGAAAAUCCAUUGUAUAAGAAAUUCAAAAUUCAAGGAGAGGAAGAAGCUGACACUGACUCUGACAUUUUGAUGUGUGAAGAUAUAGAUCCAUUGUCAUCAGCAUUGCCAUAUUUGGAUGAGACUUGUAAGAGUACAUGCUCAUUAGAAGGUCAAGUGACACAGGAGAAAAAGUGAUAAAGAGGAAACACACAGAAAAGUGGAUGCAAAAGGUAGAUGUUAUGUUUGUAAAUUAUGUGGCAAGAAAUUCCCCAAAAAUAGUAAA